AUGGGUGAAUGGCUUCUCUCGAGUGCUCCCCCAAAGACAACUCUUCAGAUUCUAUCCCACAUUGAUGAAGAAUGCGAAAGAGCAACUGUUUCAGAUGCGAUUGAGAUCCACCGAGGUCCGUUCGGGGCGUUUAGAUUGAACCAAGAUCAAGAUAAAUUGCCUCAGAAAACUGCUGUGAACGACUAUGAAGGGACGCAGUCCAGUUCCCCAGAAGAUGUGAUCCCACAGUGCAACAUUUAUCCAGUCUCCUGCGACAUUCUUCUGUCACCUUGGUCUCAAGCCUUAAUGCACUUGACUUUUGAUCAACCAGAGAAUGUUUCCAAUCCACCUUCCCCGGAAUUGUUACACACUAUAAUAGAUGAAAAUCGUGCGGAAGGCGAUUCGGUACCCCCUGAAUACUUGCCUACAUCAUGCUUCCCAGAUGACUUUUACGAUAAUCCCGUAUCACCCACCUCUUUCACUUCCUCUAUGAGAACCACAAAAGCCGUGCCCCAGGACGCCGUGUUUCUUCUCAAGCACUAUGCUUCGGCUGUAAUUAGUCUGAUGACACCCCUUCGACACUCCAAAACUCCCUGGCAUGUCCUCUUCAUACCUCACACCAAGAGCUGCCUCGCUGGCUUGACUCUAGGCGAUGAUUUGAGUGAUGCCAGCCUCUGUGCAUUCUAUGGGACAUUAGCCAUAAGUGCAUUCAGCCUUGGCGGAGUCUCCCGAUCCCAAACUUGGAGCGAGAAAGCCAUCGUUUAUAAGGAGAAAGCACAGCAACAUGCAAGAUUGAUGCUCCUGACCGCCUACCAUGUCCCGAAAGUAGCCAAAUACAAGUCGAUUCUGAUGGCAUUGCUCACGAUGGUCCAAGUGUCAAUGUUCUCGGGGAACCGGAGGCAAUCAGAAUAUUAUUUUCUGGAAGCGGAAAAAUUCAUUCGGUUAAGAGGACUUCCACGCAAAAAAUCCCGAAAAGUUCGAUUGCUCCAUCAUUGUUAUGUAUUCGAGCGUAUCAUCCACGAGAGUGUCUUUAUUUGUGGAGCGAACUCAAGACAGCGUCAUCGCGUUCAUACAGCGAUCGAAAAGAGCGGGCUAGGAAUGUACAGUCUUGACAGCCUAUCAUUUCGUCUAUCGGGCUGGGAAAACUUAGACCAAGAAAUGUUGAGAGUGCGUGGGCAAGAAGAAGGCGAAAAUGAUCUUCAUCUUGAAAGACCUGGCUUCUGGUCGAAUUCUCUGUAUCCGGAUAUAUUUGGUAUCCCUGAGCCUUGGGUUAUUCUUCUUUCCCAGAUAAUUCGACUUGGGAAAGAGAAAGACGCGACCGAAGGAACUGUUGCAUCAGAGUGCCUCAGCUUGAAGGAGUUCAUCGGCCGGGCGAAGACUCUCGAGGACUACAUCAGCAAUUUACCACGACCCAGCCUGGUGAAUAUCCAUUCUCAUCGUGAUUCUGAGAUUAUAGAGCAUAUGCUCAACGCCAUGCAAAAUGCGCUGGCGAUAUACUUCUAUCGUAGAAUCCACGACGUGAAUGCUUCUUUACUACAGCAAAAGGUCGUGGGCGUGUUGGAUAACCUACUGCGAUGCGAGGACACCGACUCAACUGUGGUACACGGCUCAGCAGGAUUUAUCUGGCCUGCGUUUAUUGCGGCUUGUGAAGCUGAAGAUCCGUUGGUUCAGGUAUCAUUCUCCGACUGGUUUGUGAAGUCGGCACGGCGAAGUGGGUUAUCUUGCUUUACUGAGACAUUGACCAAUAUUCAACGAAUUUGGCAAGAAAAGACUUGUGCAAAUGGGAGAAGUGUAACUUGGCUGGACCUGAUGAAGAGCACUAUGCCAUUACAGCAGCUAUUUUGA
Penicillium coprophilum is the source of this 1824-nucleotide messenger RNA. Its product is annotated as fungal specific transcription factor domain-containing protein. The record is from RefSeq and is a predicted model, not a curated record. The transcript has a single exon. Lineage: Eukaryota; Fungi; Ascomycota; Eurotiomycetes; Eurotiales; Aspergillaceae. Bases 1 to 1824 code for a protein of 607 amino acids.